This is a messenger RNA of Galdieria sulphuraria, 1717 nucleotides long. RefSeq names its product archaeal ATPase. The annotation marks the transcript as partial. NCBI's taxonomy places the organism in Eukaryota, Rhodophyta, Bangiophyceae, Galdieriales, Galdieriaceae. The record is from RefSeq and is a predicted model, not a curated record. The transcript has a single exon.
ACAGCUNGAUUCGUUCUUACAUUCCUUCGGAUCAUAUCUUUUGUUGGCAUUNGACGAAGUUGGUGUCCUNGACGAAAGUCUCGACGAAUUUCAUUUCAAGAGAACCAANGACGGNAGAGUUCGACCUUACAACGACUUUUUCGGUAUCAUNAGUCAAUUGUGCAAAGAACCCGACUUGUUUUUUAUAGUUGUUGGGAAAAGNGAAGGCUUAAAUAUAUANAAUUACGUAGCUUCAGUCUCAAGGGUUCAGUUAGUAUUUAUUCCUCUUUCGCCGCUNGAGAAACANAGUAUCAUGGAACAUUUGGAGAAAAGUUCUUCCUUUUUAUUCACUGGGAGCCCAAAGGUUUCAGAAAUUCUUUGUCACGAAGACUUCUCAACNAGNGAACUUGCAGAAUUGUUGUUGGAAUUGACUGGUGGUGUUCCUGGUUUACUUGUUCGAGCAAUCAGUUACCUUCUGCUGUANAAAUCAUCCAACAACAAUUUCUCAUUAUCNAAGGAAACCUUCUUGAUCAUAAUGAANAGCUUUCCAGUAACAAAUUAUUGUGUUGCGCCAUUCUUACCUCGUCUGAUAAGUCUCAGNGAGCAGCGNAAGCGCUUGUUAAGAAUGCUUACGUUAUUAUCUUUGUAUCGUAUUCGAUUNGAUUUNGANGAAACUGUGCAAAUAAGCUCCAAUUCNGAUGUGUUUUUGUUNGAUCUAGUUACAGAUAUGUGUCUCUAUCGUCGAUUGGUUAUAGAACCAGACCGCAACGAACGCUANGAAGUGUUGAUUCCCAAGUUACUGAUUGGAUACAUNGACCAAGGCUUAAAGGANGAUCGUUUAGAAUGGUUACUUUUACAAACUCUCAAGUCUCAAUCUGUNGAAUUCUUUUANGAGUCGAAAUGUCGAAUUUUGGAAGGUCUUAUUGCUACACUGUUUUAUUUACAUUUUUCUCGGCGUCCUACAAACAGCUCAAUGUUUUCUACUCUUGGUCAAUUGUCUCGUGUUUGGAANGAAAUGAAUUUACAAUUUUCUUCCGAAUCUGCUGCUUAUUAUAUGAAAUCUAUACAUUAUACCAGAACUGUAUCAGGAACAGAGAGAAUGACAUUUGGAAGCAANGANGAAUGGGAAAGGAUAGUGGAAGAAAUGUUAGAAUUNGAAAAGAUAUAUAUUCCAUUUCAUUCAACUUUUCANAGUCCAGAUAUAUUAUUCAAGUUGCAUGGAAGAACGAANGAGAAGAACUUGAUGAUUGUGGGUAUUGCUUGNAAAGGCCGAUGGAGUCGNAAUGGUAUUCGAUGGAANGAAAUUUUGGAAGAAGCUCACAAGUUUUUGAAAGCAGUGCANGAUCAAGUAUUGACNAGUCAUCCUACAUGGCAUUGUAUGUUGAUUAUUAUGAGUACUCAGUUAGCAACCAACGUAUCNGAGGACUUGAAUCAUUCNAGUCGUUGUUAUUCAUCUGGCGANAGUGUUGGAGAUUUCUUGAUUCCUCACAACUGNGAAUUGGUUAUUCUUUCNGAAGCNGAUGUAGAAAACUUUAUUGGCAAAGACUCUUUAUCAAAUUUAAGGAAGGCUUUCAAGUCUGUGGANAAUCCACAUUCGAGAAAUAUUGGCAUUUCAACCCUACAAGAAAUAGUUUUGUCUCUUUCCAAAAAUAUAUUNAAGAAUAUCUUGUUUUAAUAUCUGAGAAAUUUUCUAAAACAAAUCAUUUUCAAAAGUUGUUAUAAAUCGGAGGCUGUUUUA